This is a messenger RNA of Habropoda laboriosa, 1885 nucleotides long. Its product is annotated as nucleoredoxin-like. The record is from RefSeq and is a predicted model, not a curated record. The transcript is spliced from 7 exons. The coding region runs from base 57 to 1571 and encodes 504 amino acids. Lineage: Eukaryota; Metazoa; Arthropoda; Insecta; Hymenoptera; Apidae.
GAAAGGUUUGUAGGUGCGUGUCGCUGGUGAAUGAAGCGGUAUAAUUGUUAUGUGCGAUGGCCGUGUGCUAUAACGAGCAGGCAUCAUCUAGCUCGGGAAACGUAACGAAAAAGUUACCUGCGGCCGCCGCAAAAUCAGUCUGUUGGCAGCACAGACUAUUCGGUAAACAAUUGUCGCGGUGCAGUCAGGUUAAUCAGCAGGACAUAAAACUUAGCGAUGCAAGUGGUACACUUAUUGACGAGGACGGUCAAGCGACCUGUGAAGUGAUCGGUGUGUAUUUUAGUUUCAUUAACCCAGGUGCUACCUGUGAUGAUUUUACGCGUCAGCUGCUCGAGUUGUACACGAAUCUCAACUCGUCAUCAUACGCGGAGAACGACCGAGAUGCGAAGAUUUCUAUCAGGGGAAGAGAAAGGAGGAAAAAAUUCGAGGUCGUACACGUGGUUCUUUGGAGUAACGUAGCCGACGUCUUCGACUUUGAGGAAAGUUUUCGUGCACACGUUUCUGAUUUACCCUGGUUGGCUGUGCCGAACUUAGAUUAUGAGAGAAAGACCAGAUUGACUCGAAGGUAUCGGAUAAAAGCCGGUGUACCGACUUUGAUUUUAUUGGACGGCUCUAACGGCUCGGUGGUAACCAGAGGAGGUGUAGAGCGAACUAUCGGCGAUCCUAGCGGAGCUGAAUUUCCUUGGAAACCUCCUCAUCCUAAGGCUUCUCUCGAGGAUGGACCCUUAUUGCCAUGUGGAGCUCGCGAGAGUAACGAACCUAUGCUGCACGAAGAAUUACGUCACUGCUUCAAGGGUGUUUACUUCAGCGCACACUGGUGUCCACCUUGUAAAGCUUUUACCCCACAACUUGUGGAUACCUAUCAGCGAAUUCGGGAGAGAGGUCAUGAUUUUGAGGUGAUUUUUGUAAGUUCAGAUAGGAGCGAAGAGUCUUAUAACGUUUAUAUUGAAACGAUGCCUUGGUUAAGGAUACCUUUUAGUCAGGAAGAUAGACGACGAAAAUUAGCAAGGGCUCUCGACGUACAAGCAAUACCCACUUUAGUAAUACUCGAUCCUCGAGAUAACAUUAUAACUUUGGAUGGUCGAGCGGAAUUAAUCGAGGACCCUGAAGGAUUGAAUUUUCCAUGGACUAGUCGUUUGGUAAAUAUUUUAACUGAAAAAUAUGCUACUUCAUUGCACGAUGCACCAGCAAUUAUUCUCUUUGUUGAAGGUGAAGACUGUGAGAUUCAAUUCGCAGAAAGUGUAUUAUUACCAGCUGCACAGGCAUACGGAAAAGAUAGACCUGAUUAUGAUCCAAAUUACGAUGAUCCAGAUGAUAUUUUGCAGUUUUAUAUAGCAUUAGAUUGUGAAACAUCCGAUAUUCUUCGCGAAUUUGUCGGUUUAGACGAUGCUGUGCCUCUUCUAACAGCAAUUGAUAUACCUCGAGGAGUUUACGUGGUGAUGGAGGAUGGUGCCGAAAUAACUGUAGAUUCUGUACAACAGUUUGUCGACGGAUUUCGCAAUGACAAAUUACCUAUAAACAAAAUAGCCGCUGUACACAAAACAACUAAAAAUGAUCACAUUUCUACUUGAAUUUUUAAAAAUCCAUCUUUAUUAAAUUAAAUUACUAAAAAUCAUACGAAGGAAGGAGCAGUUAGAUUUUUAAGUGAUCAUUAUACAACCACAAAAUAAAGAAACCCCAUCCGCUCUUCUCAAUCCUAUCUCUGUGAUACCAUUGCUCCUUUCGUAGGAUCUCUCGCGCUAAAUAGCGUUUGUAUUCACACAUCCCCUUGUGGAAGUAACCAAAAGAUAUGUAUUAUAUAUUAUAGUCAAUAAAAAUUGAGCAAAUUGUAUUUUUAGGUAUACACAUGCACACGUUAAUAUAUUACAUAAUGUAUUACUUAAUA